AUGGAGACUGUUGAACAUCCGAGAGUUUAUUUGGCUGAUGCCAUGAGGAAGGUGAAUGCUUUAUUAGACAUCAACUUGGAUGAGGAUGUGCCGUCCAUUCAAGCGGCCAACUGUUCCCUUCUGUUCCAGUCGAACACAGACACCAAUUUUAACGACAUAAUUGCGUUCAAAUCGGCCUUUGCACGUUCAGCUGAAGAUGCUCGCGUUUAUGCUCAGUUGAAUACCAUGCUGGAACAGGGACAAGAAUAUGCAAUCAUGCUGUAUACCUGGCGAUCGAUAUCUCGAGCACUGCCAUUCAUUCGUUCCAAUGAACAACCACAUCGAAUGGAAAUCUAUCAGAAGACCGUGGAGAUUCUGGAACCGUACGCGAACAAGCUGAAAGAGUUUAUGCAUUUCCAAGACGCAGCUAGCGCGCGGUUUGUUGAAGAAGUCAAGCGCUUGGCCCAUAAAGAUCAGAAGAAUUUUUUCGUUAAUCAAGCCUAUCUGAUCACUUUGGGCAAAAUGUUGAAAAUGUUUGCACUUUUGGACGAGAUGAAAAACAUGAAAGCGAGCAUGAAAAAUGAUUAUUCCAACUAUAAACGGGCCACCCAAUUCCUGCAACAUCACGAUCCCGCUUUGAUGAAAGAAUCGCAAGAUGUGAGCAUGUUUUUAGCGAAACAGAAAAUCAUUCGUGACACAUUGAAAGAACGAUUGAAUGCCGUGGACGGAUACGAAGACCUGCUCAUUGAGAUUAUUCACAACAGUGCACAAAUGUACGACAAUAAGGUUUAUGUGCUUCCGGCUGAAAAACAUACCCAUGUUAUUGUCUUGGCGUUCUCUCUAUACCUUCUGGAUUCAUCCCGAAUCAUUGAUGGCAAACAAGUUGGCGUCAAUUUGAACAAAAUCGCUAAAAGACUGAACAUUCCCAAAUUGGAUCGUAUUUUGAAGACAGCAUCGUUCGAUCCGUCCAAAUGGCCCGAAUGUAUGAGUUCCCGAGUAUCCAGUCAAGGUGCUUUGCUCAUGCAUAUGCCUCGUUUUCGGUGA
Molecule: messenger RNA, 1023 nt
Organism: Echinostoma caproni
Lineage: Eukaryota; Metazoa; Platyhelminthes; Trematoda; Plagiorchiida; Echinostomatidae
Source: the annotation of a GenBank genome assembly